Molecule: messenger RNA, 940 nt
Organism: Spodoptera littoralis (African cotton leafworm)
Lineage: Eukaryota; Metazoa; Arthropoda; Insecta; Lepidoptera; Noctuidae
Source: the annotation of a GenBank genome assembly
CAUAAUACAAGCGGUCGUCGUAUCGUGAGCAUCUCCAAAGUCUUAAUCUCCAAAAAAAUACCAUAAAAGCCCACAAGCACACUAUUUACUUUUGCUGCUCUGGUACUGCUUUCCUUUCUUUUCCUUUAUAAUUUGCAAAGAGUGUAACGUGUAUGGAAAAUAAUUUGUGACAAAUUAAGUGUUCGGUGUCAGUGCAGUGAGUCAAAUAUAACUUUACUAUUAAUCAGUAAUUCUUAUAGUUUUUCGAACUUAAACUUAGGUUAUUCCUAUAUAUUGAAAAAUGACGACUGCAGCAAGACCAACAUUUGAUCCAGCACGGGGAGGAACCGGACGAGGUGAAAAAGAUCUUAGUGCAAUAUCUCGUCAAUAUUCUAGUAGAGAUCUUCCAGGCCACACUAAACUAAAAUACAGAGAACAAGGUCAAGGUACUACAGAUGAAUUACGUUCAAGAGACUUCCGUAAGGAGUUAGAUGAAAGGGAGAAGGAAGUGAAAAGUUCUAGUACAAGGAGACCUGUAGAGCCCCCUACUAAGAGACCUAAAGUAGACCAGGUUCCGGCAGCGAGCUUGGAUGCUGAUGAUCCUCUUGAAGGAGACUCGUCUGACUCUGAUGAUUCCGAUGAUGACACUGCAGCUUUGUUAGCAGAGUUAAACAAAAUUAAAAAAGAAAGGGCCAUAGAACAGGCUAAGAAGGAAGCUGAACGCAAGCAGGAAGAAGAAAGGAUUCGCAUGGAAAAUAUUCUGUCUGGAAAUCCAUUAUUGAAUUAUUCUUCAGCAGGACAGAAGAAUGAUAUGAAGGUUAAACGACGCUGGGAUGAUGAUGUUGUUUUCAAAAAUUGUGCCCGUUCUGAACCUGAGAAGAAAGGCAACACUUUCAUAAAUGAUUCUUUAAGAUCAGAAUUUCAUAAGAAAUUCAUGGAAAAUUAUUUUAUACCUCCAUAA